AUGUACCAAGUCCACAGUCUGACGCUGGGAGGUGUUAUAACUUCUAAAGCAGAAGACCUCGAACAAGGUGCUUCUAACCAGUUCGCUUUGACAACCCGGCUAAAUUGCGAGAACGAGGAGCCGCGGAGCCAAGAGGCCAGCAAAAAGGGUUCCAGUCUGGAGGUGCCCGGCCUCGGCCAGCGUCUGUUAGUCAGAAAAAGAGGCAUAAUUGGUUCAGUCUGCUCGACCGGCCUUGUUUCCUCUGCCGACUCAGUGAACGUCUGCCCCUCCCGUUUUCUUCUGGCCCCGCUCGACCAGAAAGUUCAUAGAAACUCCUUCUGCCGGCCAUGUUUAUCUAUGCAUGCCCGCCUCAUCAGAGCUAUGUGCACAGAUGGACACAGCGACCACUCUCACUAUGGCAUUGUGGUGUUCCGCAAAUCGGCCUUCCAUCCUCGUGCCAUAAAACCUGUCUUGCCCUUAAGAGUUCAAAUGGGCUCGGCCUUUUAG
Molecule: messenger RNA, 486 nt
Organism: Protopolystoma xenopodis
Lineage: Eukaryota; Metazoa; Platyhelminthes; Monogenea; Polystomatidea; Polystomatidae
Source: the annotation of a GenBank genome assembly